Messenger RNA from Culicoides brevitarsis, 1655 nucleotides. It is a transcript of the gene park, whose product is annotated as E3 ubiquitin-protein ligase parkin. Bases 65 to 1531 code for a protein of 488 amino acids. Gene Ontology annotation, biological process: ubiquitin-dependent protein catabolic process; autophagy of mitochondrion; regulation of mitochondrion organization. Gene Ontology annotation, molecular function: ubiquitin conjugating enzyme binding; ubiquitin protein ligase activity; zinc ion binding. Gene Ontology annotation, cellular component: cytosol; mitochondrion; cytoplasm. Lineage: Eukaryota; Metazoa; Arthropoda; Insecta; Diptera; Ceratopogonidae. The record is from RefSeq and is a predicted model, not a curated record. The transcript has 3 exons.
AACAAACAAAUUGCGCGUUCAAAUUUACCUUUUUCGGAGUGCUUAGAUAUGCGUAUCGCCGGAUAUGCAGUUUUUACUUGACUUUUUUCGCGAAUUAAUCUACGCCAUGAUCCAACUUUUGUCAUUUGGACGCAAAAAAAUCGAAAAUUCCCUGUUUGUUUACAUCAAAUCCAACACCGGCAACACAAUCAGCGUCGAUCUCAAUCCGGAAUGGGACAUUGCGAACGUAAAGGAGUUCAUUGCGCCGAAAUUGGGCAUGUCGCCGCAGGAAGUGAAAAUUAUCUUUGCUGGAAAGGAGCUUGCUGACACGAUUCAUAUCUCGGAGUGCGAUUUAGGUCAGAGAUCUAUUUUGCAUGCCGUAAAAUCGCGUCCUUCUGUCAGAGAUUCCAAUUUAAAGCAGAAAAAAUUGAGUUUUAGUCUCGCGGAAGAAGAUGAAGAUCCUGUUAGUCGAUCGGAAACGCCAACUGCGCCACUUUGCGAGACCCUAAUCGACUUGCAACUCGACUCUGACGAACGAAAACUCGUGAAAAAGGACGAAAUGGACCGAAAAAAGGCUCAUUUUUACGUGCAUUGCUCCACUUGUCAGGAGUUAUGUAAUGGCAAGCUGCGUGUUCGAUGUCGCGAAUGCCUUAGCGGAGCAUUUACCGUUCAUCGUGACCCCGAAAAUUGGGCAGAUGUCCUCCAACCGCAACGAAUUACCGGGUGUUGUGAGGGUUCGGAGACGCCUUGUACGGACAAAAGUACGGGAGGACCCCCGUUUGCGGAAUUUUACUUCAAAUGUGCGAAACAUGUGUCGCAGGGAGAAAAAGACUAUGCAGCUCCCUUGACGUUGAUCAAGACAAACUUGAAGGAUGUCCCGUGCUUGGCGUGCGGCGACUUGUCAGACCCGGUUUUGGUGUUUCCAUGCAAAGCUGGGCACACGACGUGCCUUGAAUGCUUUCGGCAAUAUUGUUCGUCGCGGUUGGCGGAUCGACAAUUUAUCGCGCAUCCCGAUAUUGGAUAUACUUUGGCUUGUCCAACGGGAUGUGAUGAGUCUUUUAUCGAGGAAAUUCAUCAUUUUAAGUUGCUGACGAAGGAGCAAUAUGAUCGGUAUCAGAGAUUUGCGACGGAAGAGUAUGUCUUGCAAGCUGGCGGCAUCCUCUGCCCUCAACCAGGCUGCGGCAUGGGCCUCCUUCCCGAUCCCGAUUGCACUCGUGUCGUGUGUCAAAAUGGCUGUGGCUACGUUUUUUGUCGUCGUUGCUUGCAAGGCUACCACAUCGGAGACUGCCUGCCUGAAUCUACGGCGAUUUCCAUGCCCGACAGCUGCCGAUAUGCCGUCGAUCCAGAACGCGCUGCCGAAGCUCGAUGGGACGAAGCAUCAAAAGUAACGAUAAAAGUCAUCUCGAAGCCGUGUCCAAAGUGCCGAACACCCACCGAACGUGACGGAGGCUGCAUGCAUAUGGUUUGCACGCGAUCCGGUUGCAAUUUCGAAUGGUGUUGGGUCUGCCAGAUCGAAUGGAAUCGCGAUUGUAUGGGAAAUCAUUGGUUCUAAAAACCAAAAAAACUCAAAAAAUCGAUAAAAAAAUUUUAUUUAAUUUUAAAUAUACUUUUAGCCAAAGAAAAAAUUAAUUUUCACUACGGAAGGUGAUGCAGUACUUAUCGAGAAACAUUUUCAA